This is a messenger RNA of Elephantulus edwardii (Cape elephant shrew), 705 nucleotides long. It is a transcript of the gene RDM1, whose product is annotated as RAD52 motif 1. The record is from RefSeq and is a predicted model, not a curated record. Gene Ontology annotation, cellular component: nucleolus. Gene Ontology annotation, molecular function: RNA binding. Lineage: Eukaryota; Metazoa; Chordata; Mammalia; Macroscelidea; Macroscelididae.
AUGGCGGAAUUGAUUAGGUUCGCGGUUCCUACGGAGUACGACAAAACCUUGGUGGUGUGGGAUCUGAGCUCUGGGCCAACGGCCGAAGAAUUGCAUCGCUUUCUGUUCACAGAGUUCUCCACAUUUGGCCUUCUGUAUUCAGUCCGCGUCUUCCCAAAUGCUGCGGUGGCCCGACCAGGCUUCUACGCCAUCAUCAAGUUCUACUCGGCAAGGGAUGCGCUCAGAGCCCAAAAGGCCUGCGAUCGGAAGCCGCUUUUUCAGACAUCUCCAGUGAAGGUUCAUCUUGGCACACGACAUAAGACUGUUCAGCAUCAGACCCUUGCCCUAAACAGCUCUCGAUGCCAAGAACUUGCAAAUUACUACUUUGGUUUCAAUGGAUGGUCAAAAAGGAUUAUCAAGCUUCUGGAUUUUUCUGAUCUUGAAGAAAGGGAAAAUGAAGAGAUGGCAGCAGCUCAGAAGCCUGGUCCAAAGUUCUUCUGUGCUCUGGAGGUGGUACUGCCAGCCUAUGGGUGCAGGAGCCCUGGAGUUGGCGUGGCAGAGGAGCCCUUGGAGAAGCAGGAGGAAGGGCCAUUGUCCUUUCUUAUGAAAAGGAAGAUAACCCAGAAGCUUGCCGCUCAGAAGGCUUUGUCGAAUGCAUUCCAGAAACUGUUGCUUGUUGUUCUAGGUAAGACCAUGAUGAUCUCUGAGGUACUUCCAUUUCAGUGA